Parnassius mnemosyne (clouded apollo) is the source of this 957-nucleotide messenger RNA. The record is from the annotation of a GenBank genome assembly. NCBI's taxonomy places the organism in Eukaryota, Metazoa, Arthropoda, Insecta, Lepidoptera, Papilionidae.
AUGCCAUGCUUUGCUCAUACAUUAAACCUAGUAGCAUCAAAACCAUUUGACAAUAAGGAUGGACUAGACGAAGCCAAGAAUUUAUUAACAGCUGUUAAAGAUAUUACUAAAUAUUUUAAACAAAAUACAAAUGCUGCUGACUCUUUAAAGAAAGCUCAGGAUCACCAAACAAAGCCUUUGGGGCUUAUUCAAUCUGUGUGUACCAGAUGGAAUUCUAUUUUUUAUCAAUUAGAACGAUUUGUUGAGUUAUCCGAAAUAAUUGCGCCAAUAUUACUCAAGUAUCCUAAAGCUCCAACAAUGCUUACUGCACAGCAGUUAGAAUUCAUAAAAGAUCUUAUAAAUAUAUUGAGACCAUUAGAAGUAAUAACUAAGGAAAUAUCUGGAGAAAACUAUGUUACAGCCAGUAAAAUUAUACCAAUCGUAUCUUGUCUGACUGAAACAUAUAAUACAAUGGAAAAUUCAACCGAUAUUGGUGCUAAAACACGAACUUUAAUAGCAGACGGCCUUAAAAAAAGAUUUGGAAUGGUCGAACAAGUUCAUUUGUUAGCUGCUGCGACCAUUUUAGAUCCUAGAUUUAAAAAAAUUCAUUUUACUGACCAUGUCGCCUGUUCUCGAGCAAUAAAUAGAAUAAACACUUCAAUUUUAGAUAUUACGCGGCAACAACUUCCACAAAAUAAUAGCGAAGAAGUCGACGCCAUUGAAGAGACUGGUAAUGAUAUGAAAAAAGGAAUUUGGGAUUUUCAUAAGUUGCUUGUGAAAAAGCAACUCUCUUUAUGUACUGCACAUGCACAGGAAACCGUGAUGUAUAUGAGUAUCGUAGGAUCAUCUGUUCCUUGUGAGCGCCUUUUCUCAAUUGCCGGAAACAUCGCAACAGAUGAGCGAAACCGCUUGGAUCCCUGUAGACUUGAUAGACUGUUGUUUUUAAAAAGUUUAGAAAUUAAGCAUUGGGAACUAUAA